AUGGAAGCUUUUCAUCAUGCCCCUAUCAGCUUUCACUUUCCCUAUUCUUUUCCUAUCCCAACACCAACAACCAACUUUCUUGGAACUACAACUACUCCAAAUUCAUCAUCAAUUAAUGGAAUUAACACUUGGAUGGACAGUAGAAUUUGGAGUAGACUACCACAUAGGCUCAUUGAUAGGAUCAUCGCUUUUCUUCCACCACCAGCUUUCUUUAGAGCUAGAGCUGUUUGUAAGAGAUUUUAUGGUCUUCUUUACUCUAGUCAUUUUCUUGAAUUGUACCUCCAAGUUUCCCCUCAGAGACAUUGGUUCAUUUUCUUCAAGCAAAGACUACCAAGAAACAACAUUUACAAGAAUAAUAGUACUAAUCUUGGAAGUUCUGUUGAAGGUUACAUGUUUGAUCCUGACAAUCUUUCUUGGUAUAGGCUUUCUUUUGCUUUAAUCCCACAAGGGUUUUCUCCUGUUUCAUCUUCUGGUGGAUUGAUUUGCUUUGUUUCUGAUGAAUCUGGAUCAAAAAACAUACUCUUGUGUAAUCCACUUGUAGGCUCUAUAAUCCCCCUCCCUCCUACUUUAAGGCCUAGGCUUUUCCCUUCUAUUGGCUUGACUAUUACUAAUUCAUCUAUUGAUUUAGCUGUGGCUGGAGAUGACUUGAUUUCUCCUUAUGCUGUCAAGAAUCUAACGACAGAGUCAUUUCACAUUGAUGGGAAUGGAUUUUACUCUAUAUGGGGUACAACUUCUACACUUCCAAGACUGUGCAGCUUUGAAUCAGGUAAAAUGGUGCAUGUGCAAGGGAGAUUCUACUGCAUGAACUUUAGCCCUUUUAGUGUGCUUUCUUAUGACAUAGGCACAAAUAAUUGGUGCAAAAUACAAGCCCCCAUGCGGCGAUUUCUCCGUUCGCCAAGCCUUGUUGAGGGGAAUGGGAAGCUUGUUUUAGUUGCAGCAGUUGAGAAGAGCAAACUGAAUGUGCCAAGGAGCUUGAGGCUUUGGGCACUGCAAGAUUGUGGGACAAUGUGGGUGGAAAUUGAGAGAAUGCCACAACAAUUAUAUCUCCAAUUUGCAGAACUGGAAAAUGGACAAGGGUUCAAUUGUGUUGGACAUGGAGAAUAUGUGGUGAUAAUGAUCAAGAAUAAUUCAGAUAAGGCAUUGUUGUUUGAUUUUUGCAAGAAGAGGUGGCUUUGGAUUCCUCCAUGUCCAUUUGUGGGCAAUAGUAAUAAUAAUAAUAAUAUUGAUUAUGGUGGUAGUAGUAAUAAUUGUUGUGGAGAAUUUGGAGGGGGAGAAUUGCAUGGAUUUGGUUAUGAUCCUAGACUUGCUGCACCUAUUGGUGCACUUCUUGAUCAGUUGACAUUGCCCUUUCAGUCUUUCAACUGA
This is a messenger RNA of Capsicum annuum, 1365 nucleotides long. Its product is annotated as protein UNUSUAL FLORAL ORGANS. The record is from RefSeq and is marked provisional. The coding region runs from base 1 to 1365 and encodes 454 amino acids. Gene Ontology annotation, molecular function: protein binding. The transcript has a single exon. Lineage: Eukaryota; Viridiplantae; Streptophyta; Magnoliopsida; Solanales; Solanaceae.